AUGCGGGUUUUGUUGAAUUUUGUUUUCUGUAUUGUGGGCUAUGCAGAGAUCGAAGAAUACAAGAUUCCACUGGAAGAAUGCAGCAGCCUCGGCUUCCUUCCUGAAACCCUAAAGUGUUCUUCAUGUGAAAAACUUGGUACUUAUAACCUGGAGAUGUUGAUGAGCGACUGUAUGUCAUGUUGUUCAAAGGAGAAGGAAUUGGAACACGAGAAAUAUCCCAUGGCUCAGAUCGAGGUCUGUGAAUGUAACCUUGGGCGCUUUCCGCAAGUUGAAGCUUUUGUAAGGGAAGAUAUGGCUUCUCAGUGGGGUGGUAAAGUACGUGUUCGUCACGUUAGAGGAGUUCGCCCACAGAUCAUCUUAAAGGAUGCAAAUGGCGUUACGAAGCAAACUCUCAACAUCGAAAAGUGGGACACUGACACAAUUUCCGAUUUCUUAAAUCAGUGGAUAGAGUAA
Messenger RNA from Angiostrongylus costaricensis, 453 nucleotides. The record is from the annotation of a GenBank genome assembly. Lineage: Eukaryota; Metazoa; Nematoda; Chromadorea; Rhabditida; Metastrongylidae.